AUCAAGCAAAGAGGGAUAUGGACGAUUUGAAGAAAGAAGUUGACCUGGAUGACCACAAGUUAACCUUGGAUGAACUUCAGAGAAAAUAUGGAACCGACCUAACCAGGGGUCUUUCCAACGGCAGAGCAAAAGAGAUCCUGACUCGAGAUGGCCCAAAUGCCCUCACGCCUCCUCCCACAACGCCUGAAUGGGUCAAGUUCUGUAAACAGCUGUUUGGUGGUUUCUCCAUGCUGCUGUGGCUUGGUGCUUUCCUCUGCUUCUUCGCUUUCACUAUCCAGUCUAUAACAGUAGAGGAAAUGCUCAACGAUAACUUGUACCUGGGUAUCGUGCUUACAUUUGUGGUCGUCAUCAGUGCAUGCUUUUCCUACUACCAAGACGCCAAGAGCUCCAGGAUCAUGGACUCCUUUAGGAACAUGGUUCCACAGCAAGCCCUGGUCAUCCGUGAAGGCGAGAAGAAGAUGAUCAACGCAGAGGAGGUGGUGGUCGGAGAUUUGGUGGAGGUGAAAGGUGGAGACAAGAUCCCCGCUGAUUUUAGACUCGUCUCUGCUCACGGCUGCAAGGUGGACAACUCCUCUCUGACUGGUGAAUCCGAGGCUCAGGCUCGGACUCCAGACUGCUCCAGCGACAACCCUUUGGAAACCAGGAACCUUGCUUUCUACUCCACCAACUGUGUUGAAGGUACUGCCAGAGGAGUUGUCAUCAACACCGGAAACAGGACCGUCAUGGGUCGUAUCGCCUGCCUGGUUUCCAGUCUGGAGGUCGGCAAAACUCCCAUUGCUAUAGAGAUCGACCACUUCAUCAACAUCAUCACUGCCGUGGCGUGCACUCUGGGUGCUGCCUUCUGUAUCCUCUCAAUGUUCCUCGGAUACACAUGGCUGGAGGCCAUCAUCUUCCUCAUCAGUAUCAUUGUCGCCAACGUGCCCGAAGGUCUCCUGCCUACUGUCACUGUGUGUCUGACCCUGACUGCUAAGCGCAUGGCGAAGAAGAACUGCCUGGUGAAGAACUUGGAAGCUGUCGAGACCCUGGGCUCCACCUCCACCAUCUGCUCCGACAAGACCGGCACCCUGACCCAGAACAGGAUGACCGUGGCCCACAUGUGGUUCGAAAACCAGAUUUAUGAGCACCUGCUGGUGAUGAAAGGUGCCCCAGAGAGGAUUUUGGACCGCUGCUCCACCAUCAUGAUGAACGGGAAGGAGCAGCCUCUGGACGAAGAGCUGAAAGACUCUUUCCAGAACGCCUACGUUGAGCUGGGAGGACUUGGAGAGAGAGUUCUGGGCUUCUGCCAUUUCAACCUGCCUGAUGACGAUUUCCCAGAGGGCUUUCAUUUUGACACUGAUGAGGUGAACUUCCCCACUGAAAACCUGUGCUUCAUCGGCCUCAUGUCCAUGAUCGACCCUCCUCGUGCUGCUGUGCCUGAUGCUGUCGGCAAAUGCAGGAGUGCUGGAAUCAAAGUUAUAAUGGUCACAGGUGACCAUCCCAUCACAGCCAAGGCUAUUGCUAAAGGUGUGGGUAUCAUCUCUGAAGGCAACGAGACAGUUGAAGACAUUGCUGCCCGCUUGAAUGUGCCAGUCUCAGAAGUCGACCCCAGGGAUGCCAAGGCCUGCGUUAUCCACGGCAGUGAGCUGAAAGACAUGAGCUCAGAGAUGCUUGACGAUGUGCUGAAACACCACACUGAAAUCGUCUUCGCCAGAACCUCCCCUCAGCAGAAACUUAUCAUUGUGGAAGGUUGCCAAAGACAGGGAGCCAUUGUGGCUGUGACAGGUGACGGUGUGAACGACUCUCCAGCUCUGAAGAAGGCCGACAUUGGUGUCGCCAUGGGGAUCGCUGGAUCUGACGUCUCCAAGCAGGCCGCUGACAUGAUCCUGCUCGACGACAACUUUGCCUCCAUCGUUACCGGAGUGGAAGAAGGCCGUCUGAUCUUUGACAACUUGAAGAAGUCCAUCACCUACACUCUGUCCAGUAAAAUCCCUGAGAUGACACCCUUCCUCUUCUUCGUCCUCGCCGACAUCCCUCUGGCCCUGGGAACCGUCACCAUCCUCUGUAUUGACCUGGGAACUGACUUGGUCCCUGCCAUCUCCCUGGCCUAUGAAUUACCUGAGAGUGACAUCAUGCAGAGAAAGCCCAGAAACCCCGAAGUUGACAAACUGGUGAAUCAAAGACUCAUCAGCGUGUCCUAUGGACAGAUUGGUGUGCAGCAGGCCGUAGCUGGCUUCUACACAAACUUUGUGAUCCUGGCUGAAAAUGGUUUCCACCCCUUGGACCUGCUGGGGAUCAGAGGGAUUUGGGAAGACAAAAAUAUAAAUGACCUGGAAGACAGCUACGGACAGCAAUGGACAUACGAGCGCAGAAAGAUCCUAGAGUUCACCUGUCAAACUGCUUACUUCGUCAGUAUUGUAAUCAUCCAAGUGGGCGUUCUAAUCAUCUGUAAGACCAGGACGAUCUCCAUCAUGCAACAAGGAAUGAAGUCCAACCGUGUCCUCAUCUUUGGUCUAUUUGAGGAGGUAGCUCUGGCUGCCUUCCUGUCAUAUUGCCCGGGCACAGACGUUGCCCUUAGAAUGUAUCCUCUCAAGUUUUCUUGGUGGUUCUGUGCCCUCCCUUACACUCUCAUCGUCGUCCUAUUCGACGAAGCCAGAAGAUAUUGCAUCAGACGCUACCCAGGCGGUUGGGUGGAGCAGGAGACAUUGUACUAAGACAGCAAGAC
This is a messenger RNA of Perca flavescens (yellow perch), 2701 nucleotides long. RefSeq names its product sodium/potassium-transporting ATPase subunit alpha-1-like. NCBI's taxonomy places the organism in Eukaryota, Metazoa, Chordata, Actinopteri, Perciformes, Percidae. The record is from RefSeq and is a predicted model, not a curated record. The transcript is spliced from 21 exons. Gene Ontology annotation, biological process: proton transmembrane transport; potassium ion import across plasma membrane; sodium ion export across plasma membrane. Gene Ontology annotation, molecular function: P-type sodium:potassium-exchanging transporter activity; ATP hydrolysis activity; ATP binding. Bases 18 to 2690 code for a protein of 890 amino acids. Gene Ontology annotation, cellular component: plasma membrane.